AUGAAUGACGUCACGUUUGCCUAGCAACGUCCAAAACAACUCGAAGAUGGGGUAAACAUCGAACUGCUGAAGUACUUCUCUCAAUCGAUCGUCAACGCAGUGUGAGAUCGUUUCUCCCGUCUGGAAAAACUGCAUAGCUGUAGGCCUAGGCUGGUCUAGAAGUCUUUAUCGAUAAACUUUUAGGAUCGUUUUUACACAUAUUGCAGCAGUUCACAAUGUAUAAGCUAGAUCUUCCAAUAGAUCUGAAAGAGCAGGCCGCGACUGAGAGGCGGAGAAACCUUGAGCAACAAAGACAAAGUAGAAUUUUUAAUUCAAAAGUCAGAACGAUUGGCGUUGAUGUCCAAGCCUUGAAUGAACAAGUACAUGACCAUAAACUACGUUCACAGAGAGAACAACAGCGACAUGAAGCAUUUGGCUGACGAACAAAGAGAAAAGGAACGCUUAAAAGCUCAACAGGAGCUUGAUGACAAUUUCACAGAAAUUGUAAACAACGUGAACGGUGACAUGUUGAUGGAGAAUCCCGACGUGGCGCAGAGUGCCUUCGGUCCACAUCGUGUCAUCACCGACAGAUGGAAAGGAAUGUCACCGGAGGAGCAAGAGGAGAUCCGGCGUAUGCAAGAUUAUCAGAAACAGGAAAAGAAGAGGAUCCUAGAAGAGGAAGCUGAACGGAAUAAGGAGUGGGACCAGCAACGGCUAACGGAUGCCAGAGCUGGGAUCCUGAUGGACAGGGAACAAGAACGGCUGAGGAAAGCCUUAGAGAAAGGACAGGCUGAAGAAAACAGGCGGAUGAGUGCAGAGCAAAAAUCUCACCAAGAGUACCUAAACAACGAGGUGUUCACAAACAGACCAACCGCUCAAUAUUUCCAACAAUUUAAUACUAGUAGCCGAUAGCUUAACUUUACGACAUCUUGAAGGAAAAUUUUGAAAUUUUAAUGGCCGUAAAAUUAGCUGAAUUACCAACAUUAAAUUGAAAAUGAAAAAUGUUUGCAUAAUAUUCAGUUGAUGUUGGUAUGAAUUUUACAUUUGUUCUUGUACAGUGAACAUAACAAGUCCAGUUUCUAUCACGUUAAGAAUGUUAUUAAUAAUUUUUGCCUCGUGAAUUUACUGUAAAUACCUGUAUUUUAGUUGAUAGAAAAUAAAAUGUAAUUACUUUGAAAUAAAUUGACUUUGCAGAUAAGUAUUUUA
This is a messenger RNA of Anneissia japonica, 1185 nucleotides long. Its product is annotated as RIB43A-like with coiled-coils protein 2. The record is from RefSeq and is a predicted model, not a curated record. NCBI's taxonomy places the organism in Eukaryota, Metazoa, Echinodermata, Crinoidea, Comatulida, Comatulidae.